AGCUCUCCAUCCAGCCUCAGCUGAACUUCAUCCUCAUCCCUCCUCACGCUCGCUCACACACAGUCGCUUCUGUCCACGAUGGUUCCGUCUCAGACUCAUCUCAACACAGUUCAGUUUCUGGAUCCCUAAACAGCAUCUGAAGCAGCUUCUGUGGAUCUGCAGGCUACACACACACACACACACACACACACACACACACACACACACACACACAAAGCUUUCCUCCGUGCUGCUUGCUGUCUGUUACUGAUCUGUUUCUGUAAAAACAAACUGUCGGUUCUUCAGCUGCCAGGAUGAACGAGUCGGGGCUGGUCCUCUGAAAUAUAACUCUCUGUUUUAAUCAGCAGUUUGUGUUUUAUUUAUUUGUCUAACUGAAAUAAUCAUCUGAUGACAACCGUUUGGUCUCUAGACUUCCUUUUUGUUUUCAACCCUUCAGUGUUUUUAAACAAGCCGCUCGGCCAGAAUCAGGAGUUUAACUCUGGGUGGAGGAUCAGAUUAAUCCCAGGUUAAAAUCAGCUGACAAACAUGGAUGGAGUUAAUCUGGGCCUAAAUCCACCCAGACAGGAAGCUUUUAUCUGUUUUUAGAUUUAAUUUGACUUAAAAAUCAGCCGAAUUAUUUAAAAAAAACGUGUCUAGAAAAUGUCAGAAGUUUUCUUCUGUCAAAAUGUCAGUUUGGCUGUUUUUAAAAUUAAGUGAAAAUAUUUCUAGAUGGGAUUAAAGUUCUGCUUCAUACAGAGAUCCCCGGGGUUCACGGGUCGAAACGACUCAUCAUCAUCAUCGUCAUCAUCAUCAUCAUCAUCAUCAGUAACGAUGAAAACAACCAACUUCCUCCCGUCAGCUGCAGAAAACACCUGAAGUAAAAAGAAACAUUAAUUUGACAACUUUCUCAGUAUUUUUGUGGGAAACGUUUAUGCUCUGAAUUUUAAUCACUUGAUGCCUUUUUUUUUUUUAGAAAUCCCAAAUAAUUA
Austrofundulus limnaeus is the source of this 968-nucleotide messenger RNA. RefSeq names its product glycogen synthase kinase-3 beta. Gene Ontology annotation, cellular component: cytoplasm; cytosol; axon. The record is from RefSeq and is a predicted model, not a curated record. NCBI's taxonomy places the organism in Eukaryota, Metazoa, Chordata, Actinopteri, Cyprinodontiformes, Rivulidae. Gene Ontology annotation, biological process: insulin receptor signaling pathway; regulation of microtubule cytoskeleton organization; positive regulation of proteasomal ubiquitin-dependent protein catabolic process. Gene Ontology annotation, molecular function: protein serine/threonine kinase activity.